CCGCCGGGUGAGGGCUGCGCGAGCGCUUCAGCCGUGGAGCGGAGCGCCAUGGCGCAGUUCGUGUUCGAGGCGGACCUGCACGGGCUGCUGAAGCUGGACACGCCGAUCCCCAACGCGCCGCCCGCGCGGUGGCAGCGCAAGGCCAAGGAGAGUGGCGCCCCCGGGCCCAGCCCCGCCGCCGGCUUGUCGCCCAUGAAGCCUGCCAAUCGCUCCUACAGCUCCAGCAAGACGCCGUCCAGGACACCCGGUAAAUCUGGAUCCAAAAUCCAGAGCACCCCAACAAAGGCUGGGGGUGAUCGCUACAUUCCCAGCCGAAGCACCAUGCAGAUGGAUAUGGCCAAUUUCCUCCUAACCAAAGAGAAUGACCCUGCUGAGGAGUCCCCUACCAAGAAGGAGCAACAGAAAGCCUGGGCAGUGAAUCUGAAUGGCUUUGAUAUAGAAGAGGCGAAGAUCCUCCGCCUCAGUGGAAAGCCACAGAAUGCUCCAGAAGGCUAUCAGAAUAACCUGAAAGUGCUCUAUAGUCAGAAAAUGACCCCUGGCUCCAGCAAGAAGAACGGCAGAUACAUUCCCUCCAUGCCAGACCGGAUCCUGGAUGCACCAGAGAUCCGCAAUGACUAUUAUCUGAAUCUCAUUGACUGGAGCUCUCAGAACUUCCUGGCAGUGGCUCUGGACAACUCUGUCUAUCUGUGGAAUCAUGCUUCUGGGGAGAUUAUCCAGCUGCUGCAGAUGGAGCAUCCAGAUGAUUACAUUUCCUCAGUGUCAUGGAUUAAAGAAGGAAACUACCUUGCUGUUGGCACAAGUAAUGCUGAGGUCCAGCUCUGGGACAUACAGCAGCAGAAACGUCUCCGAAAUAUGACCAGCCAUUCUUCCCGUGUGGGGACCCUCAGCUGGAACAGCUACAUCCUCUCCAGUGGGGCUCGGACUGGCCACAUCCACCACCACGAUGUCAGAGUGGCUGAGCAUCAUGUGGCCACACUUGCUGGCCACACACAGGAGGUGUGUGGACUGAAGUGGUCUCUCGAUGGCCGCUACCUGGCCAGUGGUGGCAAUGACAACCUGGUGAACAUCUGGCCAUGCACCCAGGGGGACAGUGGAGACUUUACACCUGUACAGACCUUCACUCAGCACCAGGGUGCUGUCAAGGCUGUGGCGUGGUGUCCCUGGCAGUCAAAUGUUCUAGCCACCGGAGGUGGGACUAGUGAUAGACAUAUCCGCAUUUGGAAUGUGUGUUCUGGCACCUGCCUCACUGCUGUUGAUGCCCAUUCCCAGGUCUGUUCUAUUUUGUGGUCAACAAACUACAAGGAGUUCAUUUCGGGCCAUGGCUUUGCACAAAACCAGCUGGUUAUAUGGAAGUAUCCAACGAUGGCCAAGGUCACUGAGCUUCGAGGUCACACUGCCAGAGUCUUGAACCUGACUAUGAGUCCCGAUGGUGCAACAGUGGCCUCAGCAGCUGCUGAUGAAACACUGCGGCUAUGGCGCUGUUUUGAGUUGGACCCCAUAAAGAAGAAGGAGAAGGAAAAGGCAAACAGUGCCAAAAGUAGCAUUAUUCACCAGGGCAUUCGAUGAGUGCACAGGGCUGUUGUGGGGAGUGGGGAGUAUUUAGCUUGCACACUGUACAGUAUUUUAAAAGUUAAUAAAAUGCUUUGACUCUU
Tyto alba (common barn owl) is the source of this 1652-nucleotide messenger RNA. RefSeq names its product cell division cycle 20 (gene CDC20). Gene Ontology annotation, biological process: positive regulation of ubiquitin protein ligase activity; anaphase-promoting complex-dependent catabolic process; positive regulation of anaphase-promoting complex-dependent catabolic process. The coding region runs from base 49 to 1566 and encodes 505 amino acids. Gene Ontology annotation, molecular function: ubiquitin ligase activator activity; protein binding; anaphase-promoting complex binding. Gene Ontology annotation, cellular component: anaphase-promoting complex. The record is from RefSeq and is a predicted model, not a curated record. NCBI's taxonomy places the organism in Eukaryota, Metazoa, Chordata, Aves, Strigiformes, Tytonidae. The transcript has 11 exons.